Penaeus monodon (black tiger shrimp) is the source of this 2665-nucleotide messenger RNA. RefSeq lists its product as uncharacterized. The record is from RefSeq and is a predicted model, not a curated record. NCBI's taxonomy places the organism in Eukaryota, Metazoa, Arthropoda, Malacostraca, Decapoda, Penaeidae. The transcript has 9 exons. Bases 460 to 1905 code for a protein of 481 amino acids.
AGGGGAACUUGUGGAAGCAAAAGAAAAAGUGUAAAAGGGGUGCAUGAAAUAGAACGAGAGGAAAAGAAGCAAAGCGGAAAGACUGGUGAGAGAGAAGUCAAGAGGAAGUGACAAAGUGAGAAAGAGACGGCAAACAUGAACGAAGAGAAAACGAGUAAGUGAAUGAAGAGAUGGAAGCAGACGGAAGGUGCGAGACCAGCUGUGGUUCAGGCCGUGGGAGGGGCAACGGCUCAGUUGGAGAAGACACCGCUGAUUAUGAGGACUCUUUUCUUUCCCUGAUUUUGACUAAACAGGGAAGGGACUCGAGCAUCCCCCUACUCCCCAUGUGCACGUUUCUGUGUGCAAGGAAGGAAGGAUAAACGAAAAGGAGGCAGAGAUAGCAAGGAAACUAGUUAUCGGGUGAGACACCAUCAGUCGACGCUAGGCAGUCGGUGAGGUCGUACGCACGCCGCUCGCAGGAUGCGGUUCGUUCGGCUGGCGGCGGCGCUCGGGGUGGGCGUCGCUUCGCUCGUAGCGGGACAAAAUCUCCGUCAAAACAGAGAUAAAACGGCCCGGCAGUAUUAUGGCUACAGCAACAGCAACAACAACAAUGGCUACAGCAGCGUGAGUAGCAGCCAGGCGAUGCAGCAGCCGGCCUCUGCCGCCCCCACCGCCCACAGCAACGGCUAUGCAAACGACUACACCAAUUACCAACAGCAAUACGGCUUCUACGACAACUACGGCAGCGCUUCGGACUACGCGCAAGACUAUGCCCCCGCAGCGACUUUCGGUUCCGGCGUCGCGGAAAACCCGGACUCGUCGCCGGCCCUCUCCGCGCUGGCACUGCUUGGCUUCCUGUAUUUCCUCAACCUCAUCCAGGAUGUCCUUCAGAACAACAACGGUCGCCGUCGACGGUCGCUUACCCCUCUCCAGGACGCGAUGGAAGGAGACCAGUUGAAACCAUUGGGGUCCUUGGAGUCCCUAGACGAAGAGCAGUUGAAGCCCUCGGGGGCCCUGGAGUCCCUAGACGAAGAGCAGUUGAAGCCCUCGGGGGCCCUGGAGUCCCUAGACGAAGAGCAGUUGAAGUACUUGGAAUCUGUGGGAAGCCUGGAGGAAGACAAGUUGGCGCUCUCGGAAUCCGCGGAGCCCGAGAAGGAUGAGCAGUUGGAAGAAAUCGCGUCUGAUCGGAACCAGAGUGGAAGGCGCCUCUCCUUCUUCGAGAAUCUUUUCAUUAGACUCCCACAGGCCCUUGGACUGGUGAAGAAGAACCGGAUCGACCGCAACGGGCGUGACGAGGCGUCCAUGACCGUGGGCGGCUUCCUCACGUCGCGCCUCAAGAUGAUUUCCUCCAUCAUGAACUUCCUACGAGACCCGAGUCCUCUGCGGGUGCGCCGAUCCUUGCUGAGGUCAGACCAGGCCGCGGCGCGCACGGCCGGCGACGGGGAGCGGCCGGAGGCGCAGGACCCGCGGCGCAGCGCGCGCUCCCGCCGCUUUACUCGCGGUAUGAACGCGUGGUACGGAGACCUCCUCGGCCGCAACGCCGAGGGCAGGCAGGGAGCAGGAGGAAUGGCGGCCAAGGUCGUGUCCGCGCUGGGCGGGGGGCGUGACCUGCAGGCCGCCGCCAGCGCUGAGGCGGUGCCAGCGCUCCUGGAGGCGACGCUAGCGCUGUCUGGCGGCGCCCACCCGCACUGUCUCCAGCGCGUCCUGUGCCGCAUCAGCGCUCAGCAGCAGACGCUCUCCCUCGCGCCGCGCCUCGCUCUGCAGCUUCUCAGCAACAAACUGGCCGAGGGAGCGGCCAGUCCUGAGGACCACCUGAAGGCCGUCGCCGCUGGCCGCAGGGGCGAGGAUUGCGGGAAAUCUUUCCCGCAUUGCCGCCAGGAGCCGCAGGAGGAACCGCGGCUUCCCAGUGAGCUUGGGGAUCCGUAGAUAACCCGUUUUUACCAAAGAUUUCUCUGUUACACUAUUUUACCUGUGUAUCCGGUUUGCUUAUUUAUAUAUUUAUGUACGUUUUGUUUUUCUCAGUGACUGACAGAAGACUUGCCGUACAAAGUUCAAUAAACAAAACAGUUAGCAUGUGGUCUUCCAGCUCCAUGUUUUAUAUAUAUAUUUUUUUUUUUUUUUUUUUUUUCCAUGUAGAUGGUUUUUGUUACGUUCGCGGGUGAUCCAGGUCUGAAAAGGAAAGAGACAGUGAGAAGAAUGUACCACUUACUUUUAAGAAGCACUUGGAGAUCCGGCUUUGUGACUGGUUAUCCAUGCUGGAUUCGCUCAACCUUAUAUUACACGUGUUGAUUACACGUCCUUACUUCUCAAAUAAAGAAAAUACAUUGGGGAAAGUCGAAAACCGUUUUCAUUAUUUAGGUCUCUGGUCAAAAUGUAGGUCCUUUAAACAAUUCAGUUGUUCAUUUUAUUCCCUUAUACUCUCUCUCUCUCUCUCUCUCUCUCUCUCUCUCUCUCUCUCUCUCUCUCUCUCUCUCUCUCUCUCUCUCUCUCUCUCUCUCUCUCUCUUACUCCUCCCUUUGUAUCGUAUGUCAAAAGCGGAAAACGAUCAAGUAAAACCGACUUUCCCCGACUUUCUUCUUCUUUCUCAAGAUUAUCCUACGAAAUACCCCCUGGUGAGGCAGUCUUGAUCUUUUCCAGCCUAUUGUAAUGAUAGAAAGACAAAUAUCAAUAAAAUCCACUUAAGCCU